This is a messenger RNA of Stegostoma tigrinum, 6816 nucleotides long. RefSeq names its product nudix (nucleoside diphosphate linked moiety X)-type motif 12 (gene nudt12). Gene Ontology annotation, cellular component: cytosol. NCBI's taxonomy places the organism in Eukaryota, Metazoa, Chordata, Chondrichthyes, Orectolobiformes, Stegostomatidae. Gene Ontology annotation, biological process: NAD+ catabolic process; NADP+ catabolic process. The transcript has 7 exons. Gene Ontology annotation, molecular function: metal ion binding; NADH pyrophosphatase activity; protein binding. The record is from RefSeq and is a predicted model, not a curated record. The coding region runs from base 130 to 1506 and encodes 458 amino acids.
AGGAUGAAGUUUUUAGGGGUUGCAAAGGAGCUCGGGUGGCCUGAAUUCGGUUUCGUGCUCAGCAUUGAACCGAAUAAAGAGAGUAAUCCUCGAGUUAGUGAUUGAAUCAAUAGAUUAGGUGAAAUACAGAUGGCGAAUGCUGAAAACAGUCCUGAGAAAGAAAUGGUCAUACAGUUCCUCCAGAAUGCUGCUACAGGAGAUACAGAAAAAUUGUCAACUGUGUUAAAUUAUUCUCUGUCUCUCAUCAACAAAGUCGAUGAAAAAGGUUGGACCGCCUUGAUGUAUGCUAGCAGGAAUGGACAUUUUGAAGUUAUUCAGCUGCUUCUUGAAAAAGGGUGUGAUAAAUCUAUUUCAAAUAAUUCAGGACAAACAGCACUGGAUAUUGCAGAAUUCUGGGGACACAAGCACAUUGCUGAUUUGUUGGCAAACCCUAAACCUGAUGCUAGAUCAAGGAUGUGGUACGAUGGCCCAGAAGAAAAUGAGAAUUAUUUUGGCAGAACUUUGCUCAAUAGAUUAAGUUUAAAAAGGACCAAUUCUGAUUGGAUAAAAAACAAACAGAUACAGCCGACCACUGUCUAUAUUUUAUUUUCCAAUCUAAAUCCAUUAGUUAUUUCAGCAAAAUGUGAAGACUCUGGAAAAACUGACAUCCACCUCUGCAGAUUGCAGUAUGGUGAUGUGGAGCAGCUCUUGGCUAAUCCAGAAGUCACUUCUGUUUUCCUUGGAGCAGAGCAGCAGGGUGUGGCUUGUGCUAAAUUUGCAGUAGGAAGUGCCUUAGCAGAAGAUAAUGGGCUUAUUGCUUGGUUUGCAAUAAAUGCAGAAAUUGUAGCUCCUGAAAACUUUAGGGUUAAAUACCCAGAUUGUCAUUUUCUCCAGCCACUCAUCCCACAUCUAUUGACCUUAAAUAAGGAAGAAGCCGGUGUGGUGGCCCAGGCCAGAUCUGUCCUUGCCUGGCAUAGUCGGUACAAGUUCUGUCCUACCUGUGGAAGUAACACAGAAGUUCAGGAUAGUGGUUAUAAGAGGAUAUGCUUGCAGGAAAAUUGUCCAAGCCUCCAAGGAAUCCAUAAUACUUGCUAUCCACGUGUAGAUCCAGUUGUAAUAAUGCUGGUCAUCCAUCCUGAUGGCAACAGUUGUCUUCUUGGAAGACAGGAGCGUUACCCUCCAGGAAUGUUUUCAUGUCUGGCAGGAUUUAUUGAACCAGGGGAAACAAUAGAGGAUGCUGUACGAAGGGAGGUUGCGGAAGAAACUGGUGUCAAGGUUGGAAAUGUUCAGUAUGUUUCCAGUCAACCCUGGCCAAUGCCUUCAUCUCUAAUGAUCGGUUGCCAAGCUGUUGCUGUAACAACAGAAAUCGUUGUGGACGAAGAGGAGAUUGUAGAUGCUCGCUGGUUCAGUCGGCAGCAGAUUACUGAAAUCCUGACAAGUGAGAAUCAUCCAAUUAGCAUUCCACCACAGCAAACUAUCGCACAUGGACUAAUUAAAAAGUGGCUUAAAAAGAAUGCACACCUCUGAAUACAUUUUUCUGAAGAAGGGCCUAGAUCUGAAACGUCAGCUUUCCUGCUCAAAGAACAAAGAAAAUUACAGCACAGGAACAGGCCCUUUGGCCUUCCAAGCCUGCGCCGAUCAAGAUCCUCUGUCUAACCUGUCACCUAUUUUCUAAGGGUCUGUGUCCAUUUGCUCCCUACCCGCCCAUGGACCUGUCCAAAUAUAUCUUAAAAGGCGCUAACGUGUCUGCGUCUACCACCUCCGCUGGCAACGCGUUCCAGGCACCCACCACCCUCUGUGUAAAGAACUUUCCACGCAUAUCUCCCUUAAACUUUCCUCCUCUCACUUUGAACUCAUGACCCCUAGUAAUUGAGUCCCCCACUCUGGGAAAAAGCUUUUUGCUAUCCACCCUGUCUAUACCCCUCAUGAUUUUGUGGACCUGCUCCUCCGAUGCUGCUUGGCCUGCUGCACACCUUGUUUUCUCAGAUUCUCCAGCAUCGGCAGUUCCCGCUAUCUCUGAAUGCACUGCUGCCCACACAACAUCCUGUUGACCAUUUAAACCAGUCAAGGAUCACACUUGCAGACUGAAUGGAGGUAUUCUGAAUAUUCAGUCUGCAUUUAGUCUCCCAAUUAAAGUAGACCACAUGGUGAAUAGUGAGUACGGUGGGAAAAAUCACUGUUUCACUUGGAAGGAAUUUCUAGGGUUCUAGAACAGUCAGUCUUUGUGAGAAGAGUAGUAAUCGCACCAAAAAGAGCAUUAGUGCAGUAACCUUCCACUUAUUACACUGCUGUUAAUUCUCAUGAACAAUUAUCUGGAAUAUUUGAUUAACUGGUCUCAUAGGUGCCAGUUAGUAAAAAAAAGUUUGCUGUACUUAUUUUAUUCCGGAUAAUCAAUAGGUACAUAUAACCGCAGUAAACCGCAACCAAACAAAACUUUGAGACAUAAAUAUCCCCCAAAAAAUCCAAGUAAAAAUAUUGACACACCUCCUAAAAUAAGUGUUAAAAAUACACAGUAAAUAAUAGAAAUGUAAUGGAGUCGGUACAUAUGUCACUGGUAUACUUGACUUACAGCAUGAAUACUCUGGCAUUGUGGUUUUUGAGGUGUUUCAUUUUUGUCAGUUUACCAAGAGUGCCAGUUGAUUUGGUUCUGGUUACUACAAAGUUUACUGUAUUACAUUUACACAUAAGCUAGUAACAUUAAUUUGAAGCAAUUUUGAUUUGUUUAUGGCACAUGGAUAUAUUUUCAAAAUAAUUCAAAUUGAUUUACUACUUCAAAUUAUAUGUGGAUGAUUUCCUCUGUUCUGAAGUCAGACCAACUUCUCAAGCCUCACUCGAAGUGUACAAUACUUUUCCCAGACAUCUGGGUGUGUUUCUUUACAGUUGUCAGAGCCUUAUGUGUAUUCCAUUUUCAGAAUUGUUUUGCUUCAAAUAUUGGACUAAAACAAAACAGUUUAAAGCUGCCAAUCUCUUACCAGUUCGAAACAUGGGCAACUAAAUUUAAUCUUACCCAUGCAGAGAAAAAUACAGGAAAAAAUCUGUUUGCACCAAUGAAACCUGUCAGGAGUAAUUUUCAUUUGUUUCUCCAGGCAAAUAGCAGUCAAUUAGCAUCAUAGGGAGAAAAGCCAGGAGAAGUGUGAAAAAGGACUGCUAAGUUGCUGUUCCUCAAGAUUCACCUGACAGUUGUAAUGAACAUUAUUUUGUACUUUAUGAAGUAGAUGCUGAUUCUUUGAAAUCAUCACAAAAACAAAUAUCCUCUUCAUGGUGCAUGGCUAGAAAUGCCACAUGGAUAAUACAUCCCAGUCUUUUCAUGAGAUCUUCACUAUCAUAAAUGCCAAACUCUAGCCAAUUUAGUUUAUUCCAUGUUAUUGUCAAGAAACAGCUGAAGGAUGAGAUGGAGCAAAGGCAAUGUGCAUAACAUCAUACUGAUUUUAAUGGUGAAGACCUGUCCUCCAGAACUAGCUGUACACCUAGCCAAGCUGUUCCAGUGCAGCCACCAUAUUGGCUUCUACCUGAGAAAACGGAAGAUUGAACAGGAAUUCCCUCCUUGAAAAAACAUUAUAAAUCCAACCUAAGCAAUUACCACCUUCCCCUAAUCACAGUGGUCGCUGAAGACAAUAGAAGAUGUCAUUCGUGCUGCUUGAUAAAACAAUUAGUUUUCAAAUAACCUGCUCCCUGAUACUCAGCAAUGGAACUGCAUUUUCAAAGAAGUUCUUGAAUUCCCACAUCGAUAUUUUUUCAUGGUUACUAUUUUCUUUAUACAAUUAUUGACUUCUAUAAAAAAAUCAUUAAUCUGUCUUUGAUCAAUGCCUCAAUGUUAAUUAGCUGUAUAUUUCUUUAAAAUACAUUCAAAUUACAAUUCUUUGUGACAUUCUUUUAAUAUUUUAUAAAUCUUAGUAAGUGACAUAAAAUAACAUUUAAAUCUCUGAUAAAAUCUGAAAGGUAUAAAUUAUAAUUGGUCAAAAUUGAUUACUAGUUAGAAUGUUCUGCCAUUAUCAUUUCCAUGCAGAUAUACCAAUGGUAAAAUGAAAAAUGAGUAUUUGCUUUUAACCAGUUGUAACAGGCUAGAGUUAACAGAAUCAGGUGAUCUUGCUCCUUUCUCUGCAAGUAGACAUGAAACUGCUGAAGACUUCAAGUAGCCCGAUUGUCUGGUCAGAACAUGAAAAGGUAAAUGACCUUUGGAAUAUUUGUUUGAGAAAAGGUUAAAAGGUAACAGGAUUACAUUUACCGACUUAACAGCUGUUGUUCUGUCGGCGUUUAGAAAAACUGUUACAAUUUACCACUGGCUUGUUGGCUCCAGAAUAGUUGUGAGGAAAAAUCACAAGGCCAAAAUUAAAUCUCAUUGUGUGCCAACACUGAUGUUGUCAGGGGCCACUUGUGUGAAUAAUAAGAACGUGAAAUACUGUGGCCACCUAACAGAAAGCAGCUUGUGAUGAAAAACAUUUACUAACUCUUGAGAGAAGCCUCAGGUCAGUCAGUUUGAAAAAAUAAAGAAACUGAAGAGGGUAGAGAUCUCACAAAACAAAGGCACAUUUCCACCUAGAAACUACUAACAGGCAAGGUGCUAUGAAGAAGGUGCUUAAUUUGAAGAACCAAGCAAUAUCUUAAAUAAAGGAGCUCUUCAACAAUUUCAGUGGGAGCAAAGCCAGAAAAAUACUACUUCAUGGAAUAAACCACUAUGAAUUUAUCAGCAGGAACUUCCAACCUCCAUUUUCUUGGUGAUAUCAGACCACAAUGUUUUUAAGUUUAUAUUCCACAACACAAGAGUAAUAGAGACUUCUUGUAUAUUUCUAAAAGCGUAAGUGCACGCCACCACUUUUGUAAUCACCUCUUACACUUUGUGUGUGUCUCAAUAAAUGGACGUUACCCCUAUUGCAUUUGGGUGUUGAGAAAUAAAUAUUCAUCUUUUCAGUCCUACAAGACGACCUGUCUUUUGUUCUUCACUAAAUGCGUUAAAACACAUUGUUGCAAUUAGUCAAAUGAUGAAAGAAAGGGGAACCAUCUUACCAUUUCACUUUAUCUCUCCUUGCAAACCUAUUGCAACUCCUUCCCCUAUUAUUUGCUAUUCAAGAGGCUGAGACUUGUGUUUUUAGGAUUUUAAAGAAAUAGAAUUAUUGGUUAAACAUCUGACAACACUUGCAAUGCCUAGACAAAGGGCUGCACUUUAUCUUCAAUGUUCCUACUAGAAAAGAAAUUAAAAUAUGCUGUCUGACUAAAUUAAAUCUAAUUUCCAAAGAUAGGAUCUUCUUCAAGAUCUUUAAGCUCUAUUUAAUAAUACAGUGCUUUAUGUUAGCAUUCAUCUUGAAAAGGGACAAAAUUGCUUAGGACGUUUAAAAUCCCUUGAAUGACUGAUUCAGAUUUCACUGGCUAUUCAUAGAUAUGAUUUUUUUUACAAGAUCAUACUUCAAGCAGACACUGAAAGUUGAAAUGUGUAGUGUCUGUCAUUUUAAUGUAGCCUUUAUUUGUAGAAUGUGCAGUCUGGUUUUCAUUGCUGCUUCAAGGUCUGAAUUCCAGAAAAGCAAUACCUUCAACUUCUGAAAGUUAACUUCAAAGAACAUUCAAGUCAAAAAAAGAGAACUGUUGGACUUUAAAUCCUUUUAGUUGUCCAUCCCUUCAAUACACCCUAUCAUUUCAGAAUCAUAGAUUAUAGUGAACUCAUUAUAAACAGCUGGAUAUGGAAAUGUUCUUUUGAGAGUUAUUGCUGGCUUCUGUUCUUUGAAAUAUCCACUUGGUGUCAACUGGCAAUUUUUGCACCAUUUAGCAGUUGUACGUUUGGCAUUUAAUCUAAGUUAGAAAUGUAGACGUUGGUGCUGAAAUACCUAUGAUCUGUGGAUCCACAUUCCAUGCCAAGCAGCUGAUCUUAAGAGGUGGAAACAGUUGAAACCCUGCUACUAUGAAUUACUAAAUAGUGUAAUGUCAAAUAGAGAAUAUUGUACAUCUGUGUUUGAUUUUCAGAAGCAUGGACACUUGAUGGGAUAUUGAUAAUGGCUGAAUUGUAUGUUGGCUGUUCUUAUUUACCUUCCAAUGCCACUUACUAUGAGGCUUGGGAGAGGGAAUAUCAAAUACACCCUCUUUGUGGGAAGAACGUAGAAUGACAAUGAGUACAGAAAACUGACCAACAAAAUCUGUUUAUUCAAGAAUAGCAAACAAGUUGUAAACAGCAAUAAACUGAAAAGAAAUGAUAAACAUGCAAAUGUGUUAAGCUAUGUUUAAGAAUGUAAAAGAAUGAAAUAUCAAAAGAAUUAGGUGUUAAAAUGGAUAGCAAGCAAUGAACCAAAAAUUAUAAUAGAAUUCUACUUGUUGCUCAGAGAAAGUGAAAUAAAUGAGGAAUACACAUUGAUGCUGGUUUAGGGAUUCAGCUCACUAACAGUACAAACUGGAAAUCCGGAUGUAUACUCCACCCAGAGUAGGUGAAAAAGUUGUUAUCUUUAUUAGAAAAACUGCAUUACAAAAUGGUUCAAAUUUUACCGUUGUUGAUGAGGCACUUCAGUGUCACAAAUGAUCUGCCUAAUUCAGGUGUGUGCUUAACCAGUCUUAUGACUAUUUUGUUAAUAUUAUCGGGCUAAUUUUGUACAACCAGCAGAAAAGCUUGAAUUGCCAGUGGAAAUCCUGACCACCAAGGCUGCAGAAUCAAAAUUCAGGCAUAUGCUGCAUGAUUUUGCAACCAUUUAGACUGGUGGGCACAGAAAAAGUCAUACAUUACACCUUGUUAAAUGUGUAGUAUUUUCCCAUUGUAAACAAUCUAUAAAUUCAUUGCAUUAAGCAUGUGAUAUGGAAUUGUACUACAUAAAAGUUCAUUCUCCCUUUCUGUACAAAGAGCUGACAAAAGAAUUAAAGAGG